Molecule: messenger RNA, 1593 nt
Organism: Saprolegnia parasitica CBS 223.65
Lineage: Eukaryota; Oomycota; Saprolegniomycetes; Saprolegniales; Saprolegniaceae
Exons: 6
Coding region: 89-1507 (472 amino acids)
Biological process (GO): triterpenoid biosynthetic process
Cellular component (GO): lipid droplet
Molecular function (GO): intramolecular transferase activity
Source: RefSeq, a predicted model, not a curated record
GGUCUACUUGCCCAUCUCGUACCUGUAUGGCCGCCGGUACCAAGCGCCGCUCACGCCGCUGCUCAAGGAACUCCGCGAAGAGCUCUACAUGACGCCGUACAGUCAAGUGUCGUGGUCGGCGGCCCGGGGCGCGUACUGCCCGCUGGACGAAUACCACCCGCCGUCGCUCUUGAUGCGCGCCGCCAACUACAUGCUCUCGUGGUACGAGCUGUUGCCGGCGAUCACGCCGUUCCGCCGCCGUGGUCUCGAGUACGCGAUCCAGUUUAUCCACGCCGAAGACGAGCAGACCAAUUACUGCGACAUUGGGCCUGUCAACAAGGUCAUGAACAUGCUGGCUGUGUGGGUCGAUGACCCGACCUCGGACGCGUUUAAGAAGCACCAGCAGCGCAUUGAAGAUUACCUCUGGGUCGCGGAGGACGGUGUCAAGAUGCAAGGCUACAUUGGGUCGCACACGUGGGACACGAGCUUUGCGAUCCAGGGCUACUUUGAGGCCGGCAUCGGUCUCCGCGACGUCAACAAGAAGAUGGUGGCCCGCGCGUAUCACUACCUCGAGCAAGCGCAGAGCCGCCAUGAAGUCGAGAACCGCGCGCACUGGUGGCGCAGCGAGCAAAAGGGCGGCUGGGGCUUCGGGCCGUCGGCCAACGGGUACCCGGUCACGGACUGCACGGGCGAGGCCAUGAAGGCGAUGCUGCUCAUCGAUGCGCACGCGGGCGACGAUCUUCUUGCGACCACAUUGCCGUUUGAGCGCUACUGCGAAGCGGUGGACUUUCUCUUGGCGCUUCAAAACGACGACGGUGGUUUUCCCACGUAUGAAAAGAGUCGCGGGUUCGAGUGGUACGAGUACCUCAAUCCCGCCGUCAUCUUUGGCGGCAUCAUGAUCGACUACUCGUACAUUGAGUGCUCGUCCACGUCGCUCUGCGCGCUGGCCAUGUUCCACGCCAAGUACCCGAGCUACCGCCCCGAGAAGAUUCGUCGCGCCAUCAAGCGGGCCGAGACGUUCAUUCGCCACCAGCAGUUUGCGGACGGCAGCUUCUUUGGCAAGUGGGGCGUCUGCUACCUCUACGGCACGUGGUUUGCGGUCGUCGGGCUGCGCGGCGCGGGCGCGACCGAGGACGACGAGGAUGUCCGGGACGCCGUCAAGUUUGUGUGCUCCAAGCAGCGUGUGGACGGUGGCUGGACCGAGAGCUUCUUCGCCUGCGUGAGCAAGCGGUACCUCGAGACGGAAGAGAGCCAAGUGGUGUCGACGGCAUGGGCGCUUCUCGCGCUCAUGAAGGGCAUUGAGCGCACGAACGGACCGCAAGACGGGUUUGAGAAGGAGUGGGACGCGGUGCGCCGUGGCAUCCGGUUUUUGAUGUCCAAGCAGCUCCCGAGCGGCGACUGGGACCAGGAGCGCAUCUGCGGCGUCUUCAACCGCAGUUGUGGCAUCACCUACACGGCGUUCCGGAACGUGUUUCCGUUCUGGGCGCUGGGUCUCUACCACAAGCUCCAACCUGGCCAGUCGCUCUAAUGACGAGCUGCAAGGAUUAAUACCAUCUCGUUUGUUGCCUCGUGGAAUGUAUUGGAUUGCAUCUGCGAGCGUAUCUUGCCACCGAC